AGUUUCCUCAUUCAAUUUACAAAUUGGCACGAGUCAAUUUAUUGCUUGACCGACAGGGGGCAGCAGGUGUCCAUAUGCUGGUUCAAACGGCCGCUAAUCGCUAGAAGAAGAAGAACUUUCUUCCCUUCGUUUCGUGUAGACGGGCUUAGGACACAGCUAAAAGGAGGAUCUCGAAUUUUAGUUUAUGAGUAUACUUUGUUUGUUUCUUUUUACUCAAGUGAAUUUGUAGUUAAAGUAAAAUGUCAGCCUGGGCGAAGUCAGCUGUGGGCGCGCUGCGGCCCUCAAGUAGCUCAAACGGGAGUGCUCAACAGCUUCGUUUGUUCCGGAGAGCAGCUCCGUACCCGACCAGGGAGGAGCGGAGCAGCGAGCUGAAGGAUGCUCUGGACAGUUAUGAGGAAUUAGAACAAAUGCAGAACUUUGGUGGCAGUGCAAAGAAGUUUGAGGGAUAUAAGCCGCAGCAGUCAUCUGCUAAGUCGGAGGUGUGCACUCCGUCAGACAGACGCAAAGCUCUGUACCAGAAGUUCUACAAGCAGGUCCAGGAGGAGAAGAAGCCGGCCGACUGCGUCGUCCUCUCCAUCACCAACGAGUGUCCGGAAUACCCCAAAUCGCUAAGCCAGUGCUUGCAGGAGCGCGGCCUGUCAGUGGAAAUGCUCUACCUCCAAGCGGAAUCAGGCCUGACCCGGGCCUUGCAGGAUGUCCGAGCAGAUGGCUCGCCGUUAUGUAUACUGGUGGAGCAGAAAAACAUAGCUCUGUCCUCCUGCACUGUUAUCAUUUUCUCAGAGUCCCUCAAAAUCCAUCGCAACAUGCCCAAAGAGCAAGCCAUGGAGCUGGUCCAGGCGGAGUACAGCCGCAGGAUGGUCAAAGACCGCUCCCCAAGGGACCCCGCCGACAUCGCGGCGCAGGCGUCUCAGCUGCUUGACGACUUUUUGGUUCGAGAGAAAGUUGAGCGCCACGUCGUUCCCACCGAAGUCCGGCAGCUGCUGCGGCUGUUGGCGGAGGGCGUGCACGUGUACCCCGAAGAGCUGGAGAUCAUCUCCGAGUACGUCAGCUCACGGCAGAACUACGUUCAAGUCUCAAACGUGGAGGUGGACGGGGGAAACGCCUCUCCUUCAACACUGGGGAAACCGCCUCCUCUGCUUCCCACCCCGCCACGCCCUUUACAGCCACAGUCGGCAUCUUUAGCAGGAAGCCUCCUGGGGGAGCACUCCCCUUCUCUACCGCUGCCACUCCUACCUUCACCAGGUUCUCACCUCAAAACCAAGCCUCCCCCUCUGCUCUCUCUGCAUGGACUGUCGGGGGCCCCCAUCUCUCGCGGCCCCCUGCUCUCACACAAUCCUUACGGCGGUCCCGGUAUUCCUCGAGGACCCCUGCUUUCUCACGUCCCUCCGUUCCACAUGGGCCUCCGAGGCCCCCAUGGUCCUCGAAUGCCCCUUCCCGCCUUGAAGAGCUCCCGUCCUCCACUUCUGGCCACUCCAGGGAUUCCUCGCCUGGCGGGCCCGCGGCACUGAAGCCCCACAGGCCUGUCGGUAUGCAGGCCGUAGUGCUUUUGAGCAUUUCAACUAGAGCAGGAAGUCCAAAACCUACGCGAAGAGUCCUCCACCGCCUCGUUUUUUAAAGCUGUCAACUACAUCUAUAACAUAUUCAAGAAGAAACAAAGCAGAGUGUCCCAACACUUCCCGCUCUCAGGAUUUUGUAGUUUACUUGCGUAGUGGCGCCCCCUGCUGGAUUUUCUUUUCAAGAUGGUGCUUAACCUGCGUGAUGGAACAGCAAAUGAGUUUGUUGUAGAAAAACGUAGAUUUGAACUCAGUUUGUACAGCUUAUGAGCAUGUUGUUACUUUUUGUGUUUUUGAGUUUUGACCAUAUUUUGUGGUUCCUAAACACAUCUGUCAGCCCUUUUUUUUCUCAACUAUGAAAAAGGAUUUGGAGGUUUCCUCCCAUCGGACCACUUUAGACGCCACCUAUAAAAUCCAGCAUCGAAGCUGCUGUCGCUUUCAUGUUUUGUACAUACCGCUCUACAUUUUUACAUGAAACUGUAAAUAUUUAGCCACUUCAGAGGAGACUUCUGGACAUGCAGUAGUACAAAAUCCUAACUUUCUCAAAAAUGUCUUAAGAUAAUUUAACAUGUUGGUAUAAUUUCAGACUUUUCAUGUGAUCUAUUUUUGUUUUCUUAAGAGAAUAAACAUGAAAAAUCAAAGUUCCAA
Molecule: messenger RNA, 2201 nt
Organism: Oryzias melastigma (Indian medaka)
Lineage: Eukaryota; Metazoa; Chordata; Actinopteri; Beloniformes; Adrianichthyidae
Exons: 9
Coding region: 240-1508 (422 amino acids)
Source: RefSeq, a predicted model, not a curated record